Ficedula albicollis (Collared flycatcher) is the source of this 2399-nucleotide messenger RNA. It is a transcript of the gene KNG1, whose product is annotated as kininogen 1. Gene Ontology annotation, molecular function: cysteine-type endopeptidase inhibitor activity. Gene Ontology annotation, biological process: negative regulation of endopeptidase activity; positive regulation of cytosolic calcium ion concentration; negative regulation of blood coagulation. Lineage: Eukaryota; Metazoa; Chordata; Aves; Passeriformes; Muscicapidae. Gene Ontology annotation, cellular component: blood microparticle; extracellular region. The record is from RefSeq and is a predicted model, not a curated record. The transcript has 11 exons. Bases 89 to 1552 code for a protein of 487 amino acids.
GAAGAGGUGACUAAAAUCCUGUCAGGCAUUCCUUUUCCAUUUGGUUUUUAAAGAGCCUUCUAAUUCAGGGGGCCUUUUUCAUCCAAUUAUGAAGGCCUUCAUUGUACUAGCACUCUGCUGUAGUUUUUUCUCUAGCAAAGCCAUUCCUCUUGCAUUUGAGUUUUCGGACUGUGAUGACCCCGACGUCUUUAAAGCUGUUGAUGCAGCACUGAAGAAAUACAAUGGAGACACAGCAACUGGUAACCAAUUUGCUCUAUACGUGGUGAUGGAAGCCAAGAGAACUGCAGGUCCUGACCCACAGUUCUAUGUAAAAUACAGAAUACUUGAGAGCACUUGCACCACUGAGGAGAACAAACACUGGCAACAGUGUCAUUACAAAGUAUCUGCAGAUGCUAAAACAGGAGAAUGCACAGCUCGAGUUCAUAUGAAUGAUGCUGAUAAAACAACUAAUGUUUCACAAGUGUGCAAAAUUUUCUCAGAUGUGUCAAAAAUAAGACUUUCUGAGGCUCCAUGUCUUGGAUGCUUUCAUCAUAUAUCAAGUGAUGGUUCAGAAGUGUCAGAAAUUCUGAAAAAAACCAUUCAAAAGUUUAACAAGCACAGUGAUGAACCUGCCCUUUUUAAGCUUGUGGAAAUAAAAGAAGCUAAGAGACAGGUGGUAGCUGGAUGGAAUUACAUAAUCAGAUAUGAAAUGGAGGAGACUAAUUGCUCCAAAGACCAAUUCCAAGAUUUAACUCCAGAAUGCAAAAUCACUUCUAGGGGUCGUGUAGCUAAAUGUGAGGCCAAAGCGUUUCAGAAUCUUCAGGCAGAGAUUGUGGAUACUGCCAGUGACUGCAAGAUUCCAGUUGAAGAAACGGUAGUUGCUGCCAUCUGCCCAGGUUGUCCAAGGACUAUCCCAAAUGACAGUCCAGAGCUGAAGGAACCACUGAAGGUUUCUAUUGAGAAGUACAAUUUGGAGAGCAAUGAUGAUUUCUACUAUAAAGGUGGAGAAAUACAAUGGGCGACAGUUCAGGUGGUUGCAGGAAAAAAGUAUCAAGUAAAAUUCACAGUCUGGAAGACAAACUGUUCUAAGAGUGAGUUUGAAAAACUUAAUGAAGACUGUACAGCUACAUCAAACAGUGCAUCACUGUCAUGCACUGCACAAAUACACGUGAUUCCAUGGGAGGAUAAAAUCUAUCCCCAGGUGAACUGCACUGAAGAGCAGCAAGGGUCGUUCUUUGCAAGAAGGCCUCCGGGAUUCACACCUUUCCGGAGUGCAACGCAGAUGCUAAGCCAGCCACCUGCACUUUCAUCUGCUGAUAAAAAUGAAGGAGAAAGUCAAAGCCCCAACACAGAAACGAGGAAAGACGGACAGGAACCACAAGGUGAAGAUCGCCCAGAAUCUCCUCGCCCCAGAUGUCCUGGAAAACCAUGGAAACAACUUGUAGACUUUCCAGCCCCUCCUAGCUCUCCCAAAGAAUUCACAAACGAGGAUCUCUUGCCUUCUGCAGCAGAAAACAUCGAUCCAGCUACAGAAAAUGUGGAAGAUUUUGAUCUUACAGAUGCUUUAGCAUAAUUCAAACAUUGUAGGUUCCUUUUCAAAAUGUUACAUAGAAAAUAAGAAGAAUACUGCCUUUUGAAAUGUAUAAAAAAAACGAAGAGGCAAAAGCUCAUAUUCUGUUAACUGUAAUACUCAAGUAGGUCACCAGCACUUCUGGGGACCUAAGACCAUAUGGCAAUACUGUGUAUUUGCAUAUAUUUGCAAAUAUGUAAAUCAAUGUAACUCAUCUGCCUCAAUUUUCUAUAAGCACAAACUGAAUCACUGCAUCAAAUCCUACUGUACUAUAUUUAAAACAAUGGCAGAAAGAAUUUCACAGAUUACAUGAAGAAUCUCAACCAAAUAUGGGUAAAACAGAAGACAAUAUAGAACAAGGGAGCCUCUCUUAGAUAUGUGAAAUAAUUUUUCUCUAAUUUACUGCAGUGGAUCAUUUAAAGAACAAAACAAAACAAAGGAACCUUUUUACCUGCUAAUUUCUUUAAACAAAUAAAUAUUGCCACCAGUCUAUCACUAGUGGUUGUUCUGUUGGAUGAGAUAACAGGGAUAGCUAAAAGAAUCCUAAAUAAAGCAGGUUUAUUAUUCCCUAUAUAUAUUAUGUUAACUACCUACAGAAGCACAUUGAUUAGCAGAUUUUCAUUCAGCAGAGAUACACAAAUACUACAGAUCAGAUGACAAAAUUACAAACUCUUGAGACACCUAAAAUCUGUGUGCCUUCUUCCCUUAUUAGGUUGUGCAUAAUUUUGGGAUUGGACUGAUUUUUCUCUUCUGGGUAUCUUCAAAGGCUGAGUUUUUGGUUCAAUGCAUUAGCUAAAAAACAUCAAAUAUUUCUUGAAAAAUAAAAUAUGUUUUCACUCUGUAUGGAUGC